CAAACAAGUUGGGAGAAGCAGAAAGCAAGACUACUGCGAAUCAAUAAGCUCACCUCAAAAGAGUGGUUUAGUAAAGCAUAUACACAUACACACAUACACAUACAUACACACAUAUAUCCACACAUACACACAUACACACAUACAUGCACACAUAUACUCACAUACACACACGAUACUCGGAGUAUGUGUAUAUCUAUGUGUGUGCAUGUAUGUAUGUGUAUGUGUAUAUGUAUGCAUAUAUGUAUAUACAUAUGUAUGUAUGUGUGUAUGUAUGCAUAUAUAUAUGUAUACAUGUAUGUAUUAUGUAUGGAUGUAUGUAUGUAUGUGUUUGCAGUAUGCGUGUAUGCAUAU
This is a messenger RNA of Loa loa (African eye worm), 351 nucleotides long. RefSeq lists its product as hypothetical. NCBI's taxonomy places the organism in Eukaryota, Metazoa, Nematoda, Chromadorea, Rhabditida, Onchocercidae. The annotation marks the transcript as partial. The transcript has 2 exons. The record is from RefSeq and is a predicted model, not a curated record.